GAAACACAAUGAAGCUUAAAAAAAAGUCAUAAAUCAUGAAAUUAAAAGAAAAAAGGCAUGGUGAGGGUCUUCGAGUUGCUCUUUAAUGUCUAGAAUCUUCUUUUGCUUGUUGCUAUUGCCCUCUUCCAUUUCCUUUUCCCACACACUUCCAAUGAUCACAAUUCACAACAACACUCACUCACCUUAAUCAAACAAAACCACACACAACAACAACAAUGAUGAGAUUCUACGACCUCUCCGACACCGACAACGACUCUGCCAUCGAAGAAAUAAUCUCACAGGCCCAAGACGCAGUUGUUCUGGACCAAGUCUCUACCAUCAACUCCUCCGCCUUCACUGACGACUCCCUUCUCCCCUCCCACCUUGAAACCCGUUUCCGCAACCUCAAAUCCUUCCCUCCCACCAAACCCAAACCCAACACCAUCGCCAAAGCUCGCACCUUUUCUUCCAAUCUCUCUUCAGCAAACCCCCAAAGUCCUAAUUUUUCACCACCAAACAGAACCCAGAUUCUGGGUACACCUCUUCGCACGAGAAAAAUAGUUUCAGAGAAAAAACUAAAGAUGGAGAGAGGGAGAGAGAGCUUACGGUUUUCUUGGCGGCAACCAUUGUUGCGAAGAGGAACCGGAAGAGGGACGACGAUGGCGAGUAAGACUGCCACUAGGGUUGGUUUAGUUUGCUUUGUCUUCAACCUUUGUUGUAAUUACAUAUGUUUUAGGGUUUUCAUUUAGGGUUAGGGUUCUUGUCAGCGUAAAUAAAUUUUACCACAGCUGGGUAAAAAAAGCAAGUCUUUCAAGAGAACCGAUCAGACGUUGACACGUGAGAGUCAACGUCUGCGGCUAAUGAUCAAUGUCCGAUUGGGACGUCCCGAACUAACAUUGCAGGGAUUUAUAAAAAUGGGGAACCAAAUUUGUAAAUUAAAUUAGCAGGAGACCAAAUGCGAAGCUGGAGUAAAAGUGGAGGACCAAAAAUAUAAUUUUGCGUAACAGUAAACUUAAUUCUUCGCAAAAUUCUUCACUCUUGCGAAGUAAACUUAA
Messenger RNA from Glycine soja, 1034 nucleotides. RefSeq lists its product as uncharacterized. Bases 216 to 728 code for a protein of 170 amino acids. The transcript is spliced from 2 exons. The record is from RefSeq and is a predicted model, not a curated record. NCBI's taxonomy places the organism in Eukaryota, Viridiplantae, Streptophyta, Magnoliopsida, Fabales, Fabaceae.